GGGGGGAGGGACCUGCACUGCCUCUCAUUAAAGACAGUUGCUAAAAAGGAGCUGAAGACAUCCAGCAUCCAGCACACCGAGACGCACGGAUGAAAAAAGCGGCAGGAGUGUGUGUGUGUAUGUGUGUGUGAGUGAGCGUCUGUCUGUGUGAAUAAAGAAACAGAAACAAUUGGGUGUUAACAGUGUGAGCGGGAGGCUGAGCCCAGAGCAGAGGACACGGGAGCGCAGCGAAAGAGGAGGGUGAGAAAGAGUCAAAGAGAGACAGAGGAGAGAUCAUCAGAGCGUGGAACAGGUUCUUUCUGGAGCCCUCUCACUCAGCCUCAGCAGACAUGCCUAACUUUGCUGGCACCUGGAAGAUGAAGAAGAGCGAGAAUUUUGAUGAACUUCUCAAAGCUCUAGGAGUGAACGCCAUGCUGAGGAAGGUGGCCGUGGCAGCGGCCUCCAACCCUCAUGUGGAGAUCCGUCAGGACGGGGAGCAGUUCUACAUCAAAACCUCCACCAGUGUGCGCACCACUGAAAUCAACUUCCACAUCGGUGAAGAGUUUGACGAGGAGACGGUGGAUGGACGGAAAUGCAAGAGCCUCGCCACCUGGGAGUCAGAGAACAAAAUUCACUGUCAGCAAACUCUGGUGGAUGGUGACGGCCCCAAGACCUUCUGGACCCGAGAGCUGAAUGGAGAUGAGCUCACACUGAUUUUUGGUGCGGAUGACGUAGUGUGCACAAGGAUUUAUGUCCGGGAGUGAAGCGCUACGACCUUCAUCAGACCGAGGCAGACGCCCAUUUGGGCCACAGCUCAUUUAAACCCAACAACACAUCAUGCUAACAUGCUAACGCAUUUGCGACGUAUCCUGUAUUAUCUCUCAGCAUCAGCCUGCUUAGUAUCCCAUAGCGAUGUCUCUGUAAUCUGGUUAUUAAUAGUGAAUAUUGUGUCAGCAGUACAGUAGCUGGGUAUCUCCAUAUCCAUACGUACAAUCCCGGUGUCGGUUGUUUAAGUAGGAGUUAGUCAUCAGUUGCAUCGAUUAAAUGUUCAUGUUCAAUGAGAACACACAAUAAAAAAUGGAAACAAA
Maylandia zebra (zebra mbuna) is the source of this 1067-nucleotide messenger RNA. It is a transcript of the gene crabp1a, whose product is annotated as cellular retinoic acid binding protein 1a. Lineage: Eukaryota; Metazoa; Chordata; Actinopteri; Cichliformes; Cichlidae. The record is from RefSeq and is a predicted model, not a curated record. Gene Ontology annotation, molecular function: lipid binding.